AUUAUUUUAACUUGACAGGGUCUGCUUUUUAUGAACAAAUGUCAAACCAAGCUUUAUCCUGCAGUGUUAGCAAGUUGUAAAUGUGCCUUUGACAUUAAUAGGAAUCGUAGGUACUUUAAUUAAAGUUUCCAAAGGACAUAUUUCCUCAAAUGCUCACAGUUUUAUGUAGAUGGCUAAUCUUCCUCAUACAUUUCUGUCUCCAGUUUGCACUGAGCAAAUUGUGCUUAUGACUUGAAUGAAAACUGAAUUUAUUAUGACAGAGUGUCUGUGUUUUGUGAGCUAGCAGAGCCAGCUGUGGCGCUGGUUCAGCAUACAAACUAUGCCACUACCCAGUGAUUUCCCAUCCGUUCUGUUUAUGGCACAGAACUGUUAAUUUCUAUCUGCCCAGUGAAGAACUCUCAGGAAUCUUUGUUUGUUGGGGAAUUCCAGGUUUUAACACAGAAUAAAUAAUUUGCACAUCAAUUUUUUACCUCUUUACUCUGUUACUCUAUUCACAUGGAAGGCAGUAAUGUGAGAAUGUCCUGUUAGUGCAGUGCAGUGAGUUUUGGGAAAAGAACCCAGCUUUGCUCAUCUCUGUUUUACGGCUGCCCAGCAAAGGUCAGAGGUGAGGAGCUGCUCAACAACCGUGGUGGCAAAAACAUGAUACUGCCUUGGCAAGGGCUGUAACACAUGCAGGGCUGUGCUGGAGUCAGGGUGCUCUAGGACACAGCUCACCCCUGGCUCCCUCCAGAGUACAGACUGUGCCCAGCCCAGCAUCAGGCAGCACCUGGGGGAACUGCUGUGCCCUGUCUGUGAACACCUGCUGGAGUUGUUUCCUUUUGGUUUUCUGGGAGAUGUGAUGUGUGUCUUGUGGUUUGUAAAGUCAGGAGGAUUAGAUCCUUGUGACUUCAAUUACUGGGCUUAGGUAGUAAUUUUUGAAGGAUGCUAGACAGGCUAUCUCUCUAAGAUGCUUAGUUGUAGUUAGAAACAGCCAGGCAGCCAACACUUGCCACUCCAGCAGCCAUGAUGGCCUUGAAUAAAACAAUUGAACAAUUUAGAAUACAUGUGACACAGAGGUUUUUGUAUGUUAGCUGUACAUUGAUUUCUCUUUCUGGGAGCUAAGCAAACGUCUGCUGGCAUUUAGGUUUUACUCUUACCUGACCUUGAAUAGAGCAGGUUUGAGUUUAAAGUACAUUUGCCUCAGCUAUGCAGCAGACCAUUGUGUUGGCUGCUUAUCCCUUCACUAUUUACUAGAGAACUUUCCAGUUUGAACAGGCCUUGUUCCUAGAUAUGACAGAUGUGUUGCAGUUUAUAUAAGACAGAAAUUUGGAGCAGGAGAAUUUCUCUUGCAUUAAAUUGAUGCUCACAGCAGUCUCCAUAUUGUGUGCAGCUAUCUUUAGAAAUAGCUGGCUAUAUCUGUGCCCUCAGUGAAAUGUAGAAAGCAGCACUACUGAAGAGGUACUUCAUUAUUUAAAAGGUGACUGUUUAGAUUCACUGCUACUGAUGCUCUGUACAUGACAAAAACUGCAGAUACAACACAUUGGUGCUAAAUUAAAGAAUAAUAGAACUGAGAUAGAGAUGGUAUUGCUGAGCUUAUCCUGCUGACAGUUCUAUAGCAAUAAGUUGCCUCCUCAAAAUGUCCCUUCUCAAUUUUUCUCAAAAGUUUAAAUUCAACCUUUUUUUCUUCUUUUCUAUUUUUUUCCCCAUAAGUGACCCAAGAGCUUGAGAGCUGUUUGUUUAUAAAUAAUGAAAUUGCCCCUAUUUAGAUGUGGAUAUGAUUUUUUCAGCCUGAGAGAUUUUUCAGCCUGUCAGUGGCUAAUCUGUUUUCCAAGGGAAAGUCUUUUGGGGAUGCUUUUCUCUCUCAAGGACUGUUUUCUGUAAAUAGGUUUUGGUUCUCAAAACAAUGUUGUACAGAUGUUCUAGAUGCAUUUUUCUCUUGUCCCACCAAUGGGAUGAGAGAGGUGUUGUUCCUUGUACCAAUUAUGUUAACCUGUAUCAGAAUACCUUAUAAAAGGGGCUGAAAACCCCGAAAUAAAGGCUUUUGCCUCCUGGGGACUGAAAACCUCUAGUGUUGUGACUGAACCCAUGCUUCUGUUUCAUGUCCUCUAGUGACAGUUAGGUAUGCCCUGAAUCAAGUAUUCAAUCAUUUCUCUACCUUUGGGUGCCAGCUCUUUCAAGAGUUAGGCGGUGGUUCAGUGGAUGAACUGUGAACUUCAAUCCUCAUACUUAGAAUUUAUAUAGCAAGUUUAUUUAGUCAAGUAGUUUCUGUUUUCUUAGAAACCUUUAAAAGCCUGCAAAUAUUGUCAUGCUUACUCUAAUUUAAGCCAUUGUCCUAUUCCACAGUUUACUGACCUUAUUUUCACUGUAAUGUUUAUUUUUGCUGAUACUGUAGAAGUGGUCAUUCUGCAGUAGUUUGGCCUUCUAACAGGUUAUUUAUUAAAGACAUUGGAGAAUUGCUGUGCAAAGCACAUUGCGAAAGCAACCACCUCAGUACUUCUAAUAGUGCAGUAAAGGUAUUUCUCCUUGACAAGUUCAGAAAUGAUCUGUGUCUGCCUGUUCUGAAGUUUUGCUCAGCUCCUCUCUAGUUCCUAAUCACCAAUGACCUUUGAACUGCAAUUUAGGUGUCCAGUCAGCAGAAUUAUUUCUGGAGAAAGGACAGAAAUGAAGUCCGAUGUUGUUGUUCUGUGCUUUUCAAUUGCUAAUCCAAAUUCCCUGAAUCAUGUGAAAACAAUGUGGUAUCAAGAAAUCAAGCACUUCUGUCCUCGCACACCUGUCAUUCUGGUGGGCUGCCAGCUGGAUCUUCGCUAUGCAGAUCUCGAGGCUGUUAACAGAGCCAGACGGCCUUUGGCAAGGCCGAUAAAAAGGGGAGACAUUUUGCCACCAGAGAGAGGCAGAGAGGUUGCCAAGGAACUUGGGAUACCCUACUAUGAAACCAGUGUAUUUGACCAGUUUGGGAUUAAAGAUGUGUUUGACAAUGCAAUUAGAGCUGCCCUGAUCUCCAGAAGACACCUGCAAUUCUGGAAAUCUCAUUUGAAGAAGGUCCAAAAACCUUUGCUUCAGGCUCCAUUCCUACCUCCAAAAGCCCCUCCUCCGGUUAUCAAAAUUCCUGAGUGUCCUGUGCCGAGCAUGAAUGAAGCUGGAUAUUUGUUGGACAGCCCACUGUGUGCAGAUGUCAUGUUUGUUCUUCAGGAGCAGGACUGCAUUUUUGCUCACAAGAUUUACCUAGCUACCUCUUCUUCAAAGUUUUAUGACCUUUUCUUAAUGGAAUGUGAGGAAUGUCCAUACUUGGAUGAAACACAGUGUAAAAAAGAAAAUACAAAUAAGGAUUUUCUGACAAGUCACCUUGAGACAAACACUGACAGUGAUGAGGCAUCCUUGAAAUCUCCUGAUGUUAAAAUUCCCCCACCAGAAAGCAGUGAGUCUUUAAACAUGCUAGAAACUGAAUCUGGUGAAACAAACUCUGCAGCAAGAUCUCUGUCAUCCUGGGGUAAGGGGUUUGUUAGUGUGCAUAAGGAAAUGCAAGUGAAUCCUGUCUCAAAGCGGACAUGUCCUGUAACUGUGGUAAAAAUGGAUUCAUCUGUGCAGGCUGCACCUUUUAAAACUGUUUUGCAGUUUUUAUACACAGGCCAACUGGAUGAAAACGAAAAAGACCUCACAAGACUGGCUCAGAUUGCUGAAAUCUUGGAAGUAUUUGACUUGCGAAUGAUGGUGGAGAAUAUUAUGAAUAAAGAAGCCUUCAUGAAUCAAGAGAUUACUAAAGCAUUUCAUGUCAGAAAAGCUAAUCGCAUUAAAGAGUGCCUUUGCAAAGGGACAUUUUCUGAUGUGACAUUUAAAUUGGAUGAUGGAAGCAUCAAGGCCCACAAGCCACUGCUGAUCUGCAGCUGUGAGUGGAUGUCUGCUAUGUUUGGAGGAUCAUUUAUUGAAAGCUCCAUCAGUGAGGUAGUUCUGCCCAACAUAAACAAGACCUCCAUGCAAGCUGUUUUAGAUUACCUGUAUACCAAGCAACUGUCCUCCAGUCAGGAACUGGACAACCUUGAGUUGAUUGCAUUGGCCAAUAGGUUUUGCCUUCCUCACCUGAUUGCUCUAGCAGAGCAGCAUGCAGUGCAAGAGCUGACAAAGGCCUCCAUGAGUGGCGUUGCAAUAGAUGGAGAAGUCCUCUCCUAUUUGGAACUGGCACAGUUUCACAAUGCUAACCAGCUGGCAGCUUGGUGCUUGCACUACAUCUGCACCAAUUACAAUAGUGUUUGCUCCAAGUUCCGCAAGGAAAUCAAAGCUAAGUCUUCAGAUAAUCAACAAUAUUUUGAGAGGCAUCGCUGGCCACCUGUGUGGUAUUUAAAGGAAGAAGAUCACUACCAGCGAGUUAAAAAAGAGAGAGAAAAGGAAGAUGUUGCACUGAACAAACAUCAUUCAAAGCGGAAGUGGUGUUUCUGGAAUUCCUCUGCUGUAGUUGCCUGA
This is a messenger RNA of Parus major (Great Tit), 4434 nucleotides long. It is a transcript of the gene RHOBTB1, whose product is annotated as Rho related BTB domain containing 1. The record is from RefSeq and is a predicted model, not a curated record. Gene Ontology annotation, molecular function: GTP binding; ubiquitin protein ligase binding; GTPase activity. Gene Ontology annotation, cellular component: cytoplasm. NCBI's taxonomy places the organism in Eukaryota, Metazoa, Chordata, Aves, Passeriformes, Paridae. The transcript is spliced from 8 exons. Gene Ontology annotation, biological process: proteasome-mediated ubiquitin-dependent protein catabolic process; regulation of proteolysis; small GTPase-mediated signal transduction. The coding region runs from base 2578 to 4434 and encodes 618 amino acids.